CUAUCACAAGCCAGUGUAAUAAGCUAUGCAAGCCAGUUCAGCCGGGCGGCCCGGCGAAGUAGCGACACGAGUAGUGAUGAUGGAAAACCUGUCAGAGAUUUCUUUAAGAAUAUAAUGCAGAAACUGUGUCCUGAGCGGCCCAGAUAUUUCAACCGACCUCUGGCAGACAAACAUGACUGUAAUGAUGAGGUGAGGUUAAAGAAACUUAAUUUGACUUUACAUUGAAGUAAAAUAAUGGAAUGUUAAGGCUUCUCAAGACAAGUUAUUACCUGCGCGAUGGAAUUUAAAUGUCAUUUCCCCCAGAACUAUAAGUGAAACUAACCCUUACCUCUAGCAGUUUAACAGACCUUCAUAAUGAUGAAGCGGGUUUUGUGCGGAAGUCUCGUUCACAUCGAGGAACUAAUUGUUUUUCCUUCGGGAUAUCUUAGUAGUAAAUCGUUAAAUUUACUUUAUAAAGUUAGUCUUAGGUCACUUCGGCCGACAGCUGAUCAAACAUAGUUAUAUUUGAACUAUACGAACGGAGAUCGGUGAAUAAUUCACUCUAUCUAUGUUCUACCAGAUUAGUUUAAGUCGUCAAGGUGUUUUGGUCAUUAAGGGAGUUUAAUCUCUCAAAAGCAUUUAAUGACUUGUAAUUCAAACCAUGUCUUUAUUCCUGGUUUACUGGAUCAUAGUAAUGUUACGAGAAUAAUCUGGUCGAAAAGGAGAGACGUCAUGAGCAAUGGUUCAAUGCCAAACGCCACACAACUUCUGUAUCUAUUGCUAUUGUUUACAAAACAUAGCAUCGUUUACACUUUCCAUUGUGAUUCUAAGUGCCUGUUUUCAAGCAUCCUUAAAGGAAAAAUGUAUCCUUAGUCGGACUGCUUUGAAAACCAAUUAUGAUAAGUAUGAAAGUUUUUUAGAGUCGUCAUUCACUUAGCAAUAAGUUUAAGUACUUCGGGGAAUCAUGUCUUUUGAUAGAAACUUUCUCAGUCUUCCGGUCUUUCCAACCGUUACAUUGGGGAUAAUUUUAUAAACAAGGCUAAGCGCGCUACAAGUCUGAAAGGAAAGAAAUUCUUUGACAAAUCUGUAAGCUCUUGUUCGGAGAGACAAAAAAUUAGUCGUAGAAGCGAGCUGCGGUUCUCUUAUACAUCAGUGGCACAGGUAAAAGGUAAUAGAAUUUUACAAAACAAGCAGCUUUCACUCCGGCAUGUUGUUGAUCAUUCAUAAUUUAUCAUCAAAGUGAAUGAAUUCUGUAAUCUGUUUUCCUCACAAAAUUCAAGUGUUUUCUUGAUACUGUUUCUCAAUUCAAAUGUUUAGUCUACACGCUACAAUAGAUUUUCUCUGCCAGUUUCUAGAAGUAAACCAGUACCAGAAUGUAACGGACUCCCAAAGCAAGCUUGCCAGGAGAUUGUGUUUUUUUCUCAUAAUUUCUAAUGCUAGAUACUGAUAAGGGGAUUAAAAAUCGGAAAUUUAAAAAAUGAAGAGUUUUUUUCAAGCAGAGGCAUUUUGAUUACGUGAUAUUUACAAAGAUAGUGAACAACCUCUGAUUGGACGAUUUAUAGCAGGUGAAUUUGGAGGAUGUUGGCUAUGACAUCGACAAAGGGAUGUGGCUCGAAUAUGAGCAGACGAAAAUAACUGCCAAGGAGACCAUCUCGCGUACAGUUUGAUCUCGUUAAAAGCUGGUAUAUUGCUGGAAACCUUUAAAGUGAUAUUCAGUUUGGUUAAUAUGAACGUAGCCUUCACGUGAGCUUGCUCUGUAUCUACCAGGUCGCGUCGCGUCGCGUCACGUCCUUGACAAGCAAACCGUAAGAGUCAGAGGUCGUUGAGUGGUGUGGGAGUGGAAUGACUUACACAGAGCACAUUUAACCCUUUAACUCCCGAGAUCUGAUUGUUAAUUCUCCCCUCCAGCUGCUAAACAUUCCUUAUAAAUUGGUUAUGAGAACUUGGUGCUGGAUCAAGAUAGCAGCCUCUACCUGAUAAGUUUGAAUAUUCUCAUUACCUGUUUGCUGAUUAAUGUAUGGAUAUUAUAGGGAGAAGUUUCAUGUUGAUCACUUCCGGGAGUUAAAGGGUUAAUUAAAAGAUGUGAACCUGACGAAACCGGAUCGCGGGCUCUAACAACACCUAGCUGCGUUACAAACCAUUUAAGAGGCCGUUACAUUUCCCUCUUGUUAAUUCUUACUGCUGAUAUAGAUUUUUUUAGGCUUAGACAUUCUGAUUUUCCUAAAAUAUGGUUGCCUAAAUUGCCUAAAAUAUGGAUGCCCUUCGGAUUCGUUCAUCAUUUGUCAUUUCUGAGCAUCUGUCUAUUUCAGUAACGCCGAUAGAAGCUUCAAAUUUUGAAGCUUUUCCGUUUCCAGCUCCAUCUUGCAAAAAUCACUAAUAUUGAGACCUGGUUGUCUGAUAUUCAGAUAGCGAUAGACAACAACGACAUGUAAAUAACAACCUUAUUACUAGGAGAUGGAAAAUAAACUAAAAAAAAAAAGGAAAAACAAUUUCCAUUCUCCAUUUUUCAUGAUUUACGUCAGACUAAACAAGCUUCAGUUUUAUCUUUACUCCAUUUUUGUGGGUUCUUAUUCUAUCGGCACUUUAAAAUCAUUUGAAUUUUUUUGUUUGCAAGAUUUCCUCAAAAUAGAAAAGCUGAGUUUCAUGCAGGCCCGUUUACGCCACUUUAUUUCUUUUAUGCCGUUCAGCUAAGUAUAAGUUUCUCGGCCGUUCUUUGUGAAUGUCUUAGUUACUGCAAUCAAAACGGUUACUGUAGUGAGACGAAAACCACCAAACAGCCACCUCGCCAAACAAAGCAUGUUAGUGUUAAUGCAUUUUAAUACGAGCAAGAUUUGUAUAUCACAAACCAUUUCUCUUCUCUUUGUUCGAGGUACGAGGCAUACUGUGUUACCGUGGCAACUCCAAUGGUUGCUGUCGUUCAUUCUCUAAAAGCUUUUCACGAAGACGUAAUCGAAUGAAAAAAAAAAUAUUUUGAAGAAAACCGCACGAUAACAGGAUUUCCUUAGAAUUUUGUUCUAAAGGGAGGAUGAAAAGUGCCCGCAGCUUUUUACAGGCUUCUCUCCAACUGUAGAUGUUCAUUGUUACGCAAUAACUGCAGAGGAAAAAAUCCGUUUUCUGCAACGUAGCUCUACAGCUUGCUCCUCAUUGGCUGGUCGGGAAUAUUUAAUUAUUCAGGUUCCCACACGCAAAACCUCAAACUUUUGUCUUCGCGUAAGCUAUAAAACGAGUGGACACCUGGUCACUGAGAUGAAAUGUUUGAUCUCUUUAGACGUCUAUACUCUUUUGCAUUAAGCUUCUGAUUCCGGAGAUGAAUUCAUCUUCCGCUCCUGUUAUGACAACGUUCUAUUAACUACACCAUACAUGGACGCUCUUAGUGAAACCUGGGUGGACUUUCUUGAUAAGUUUAACUCUUCAGAGGUAGGCUCAUAUACAUUACGACUAAAUCUUGCGUUACUUUUCUGUGAACAUAAAUAAUUCUUGAUUGUGAUAAAGAUUCGGCAAUGAUAUUUCCAUUUUCGCACGUGGGUCUAAGUUGAUAUGAUAAACGACUUACAAGACGUCUGGCCACCGUUGAAAGGUACUCGAAGUUAGAGAGGUGAAAUCUUGAGUAUUCAGAGGCGAAUUCUUACAAAGAUUUCGUCAAAUUUCGGAUGCGUAUUUUAAAAAUUAUAUUAUUGCACCAAAUGUACCCGUUUGCUACCGCUUACACAGCUUAAAACUGUAAUUUUGAAAUGAUUAUGUGGUCUUUGUGCAAAUUAAAAGUAAAUCCAUGAUCAACAACCUCUAUGGGGCCUAAUUGGCAAAAUAUAAUUCACGGAACAUCUUAAAAUUCUUCAUUGGAUAUAUGUACAAUGACAACUAUUAAACAAUGCAGACUGACGCUUUUCCGAAAUCGUCUCGUUUGUUGACUCCUAUUCGCCGGUUACUUCAAAGAACAACAAACGUGUUUUUUUUCUUAAAUGAUUUCAAAUAAGCUAUCUAUGCCAACACUUUAACUGCAUGUAAUUUUGACUCAAAUAUAUUCCAUUUUUAAGCCGUAAUUGGGAUGUUUUGUAUUUACCUGAAAAAAUACAAAAUAAGAAGUCACGCUGGGUUUUGUUAAGAUCAUCAGACGGCCUUGAGCAGGAAGAAUUACUUCCUUUGAGCGUUGUUCCUUAUCUAAGAACGUAUUGGAUUUUGAAAACACUUUAAGUGCUUUACCAUCUGUCGAGGAUAUUUUUUAGAUGCGUGUAUCAAGAAUCUAUUGUUUGCCACUGAGAAAGAUUGCUCUAACAUAACUUUUUUCCCAGUCAUUUCGAAGCAAUGGAAAUUAGUGAAAGGCUAACUGAAAAGAAGUGCAGACGGCUCAAACUAACUUGAUCAUUUUCAAAUCAAUUUUAAGUCAUCCAUUCUCACGGUGCAGUCGUGGAGGUGAAAUAAUAGAAUACUGCCACUACUAUUGAAACAUGCUGUCGACAUGUUUGAAGAGCGUUCGUGCCUCCGGUCUUAAUUUUGAGUACUUAUACAUGUAUGUACACAAUUUACUUUCAUUUAAUGUUUUCCUAAAAAUCUCCCUUCCGAUUUUCGGUAUCUAUCCAAACACCGCCUCAAAUCGUGUAAAGAUGUUGCGAAGCAGCUGCCGAAAACCUUUAUUAUUGUGUCAGCAAAUUUAACGAAUUUCACUUGUUUAAUAAUGUGACGAUAUCGAAAAAAUUCCGCCUGUUGUCAACGCUUCACUAAUUGAAAACGAAAUCGACAAAGAACACUGGAGUGUUCUCGUUCUUUGGCUCCGUGUGUGUGCGGCGCGCGGUCGUUUGAUUUGCAAAUACGAUUGAAUACUAUUAUAAAUGUAUAUAUGUGACGUUUAUGGUCAGUUGAUUUGCGGUUAGGAAGCCAGAUCGGCUCUGUCUUGCAGAAUAAUUUUUCAUAUUAAAUUCCUAUCACUUAUAAAAUGGCCUUAAAAUUUCCCGUGCUCCGUCGAAGAUCACGCCUUAAGUUUUCAAUGCAAUUUUUUUUUUGGAUAAUGUCGAGGCAUUGUCCAGCUGGAAAGUGAUAGCGCACAAACGUAUUUGCCUGAGGAUGUUAUCUCAAUGUUAUAGCAACUUUCGUACCUAAUUUACAAUUGAAUCUAUAGCAACUGCUAGAGGGGAGAUUUUCGAACCAUAUCUAGAAGCUAACGACGGGUUAGUCCAGAAAAACUACGGGAAAUUAUACACACGUGCUGUGCGGAUCUUUAGUGAAUCGAGUUCCACUACCGAAUUCGCCGGUAUCAAAUUCAAAUGUACACCGGAAUACAUCCAGAAUACUGCCCUAGGUUUGCAUUUAUCAAACAUUUAUUUAAGUGACUUUUGUGAAUUAUUGAAACGGCUUGGAGAAGAUAAAAGAUAGCAUCUUUUUACGAGUCGCCAGAAAAACCGCUGAGCGUCUGCUUGAUGGCGACAAAAUUCUUAAGUUAUUUUCACUUGAAAAAUUCGAUUUAUUGCAAGUCUCGUUUCCGGCGAAAUUUUGGAUUUAAACGAGUUGAAAUACCUUCCGAUAAAUAAGUUGUCUAGAAGUUUCACCCGUUUGCCCACAGGAAUAAAAUUUAUGAAACCCUAACUAAAAAAAACUGUUGUUAAUCUUAUGUUUUAUUUUUCAGACGUUUAUUGUAAUUACGAGUCGCUUUGGAACACCCCAUGUCCACAGACUUAACAAAGCCAAGUCCGUGUACAUAUUUGGUCAAAAUCAUCCUGUGAGGAAGUUUUCACUGUACAUAACUACAAAUCAGUAUCCUUUUUUAUUUUAA
This is a messenger RNA of Pocillopora meandrina, 5743 nucleotides long. The record is from the annotation of a GenBank genome assembly. Lineage: Eukaryota; Metazoa; Cnidaria; Anthozoa; Scleractinia; Pocilloporidae.